AUGCAAGGUAAUUAAAACAUUCCUGAAAAUGCGAAUGAUCACUGUCCAGGAGCCAACUCUGAUUAAGCAGGAAAAAGUGAAGCUUGUGCUGGUUGUCCUAAUUAAUAACUUUGCUAAUCAGGGGCAGGCAAAUAAUUAUUAGAUAAUUCUGAAAUCAUAGCAAAUUUAAAAUAAGUCAAACAUAAGAUAUUGGUCUUAUCAGGCAAAGGAGGAGUGGGCAAGAGCACUGUAUCCUCAUAAUUAGCCCAUAUUCUUGCAUCCAAGGGAUUUGAUGUAGGUUUAUUAGAUAUUGAUAUCUGCGGACCUAGCAUUCCAAGAAUGAUGGGUUUGGAGACCAGUGAAGUUCAUUCAAGUAAUAACGGUUGGUAACCCAUCUAUAUCAACGAAAAUUUGGGAGUGAUGUCGAUAGGAUUCUUGAUUGACAAUAAAGAUGAAGCUAUUAUUUGGAGAGGUCCAAGAAAAAAUGGACUAAUUAAACAAUUUUUAACUGAUGUGGCUUGGGGAGAAUUGGAUUUCUUAAUUAUUGAUACUCCUCCUGGGACAUCAGAUGAACAUAUAUCUAUUGUUCAAUACCUUAAUCUUACCCCUGAUGAUGGAGCAGUAAUAGUAACAACACCAUAAGAAGUUUCAUUGUCUGAUGUAAGAAAAGAGAUCAGUUUUUGUUAAAAGACAAAAACAAACAUACUUGGAAUUAUUGAGAAUAUGAGUGGCUUUGUUUGUCCUAAUUGUUAACACCACACUGAUAUCUUUCUCCCAACCACUGGAGGAGGGGAUUCAUUAUGCAAAUAGUAUUCUCUCUAACCUCUUGGGAAAAUACCACUCGAGCCAAAAGUGUUAUUAUCAGCUGAAAAAGGCAAAUGCAUUUAUGAAACUGCUCCUGACUCAGUUGCUGCCUAAGUUUAUACAAACAUUGUUUAAUGUAUAGUUUAUUAUUAGUUUUAGCAUUAUUAGAAACAUUAAAAGAAUAAAUCAAAUAAUGAUUAAUAUUAUAAUUAUAUGCAAACGCGUUACCCUCGUCAUUAAAUCAAUCAAUCUGUCAUAAAUAUUCCCCCUCCUUAGGUUACGGUUGUUAGAAGUAUAUCCCCAGUUGUUGUUCGAACUUUAGAAGUUCCGGUAUAUUAUCAGAAUGAUCAAACCAACUGGAAGGAUAAAUACUAUGAACUUAGACACCAAUAUUGGCUCUUGGAGGAUAAAUGUAAUAAAUUGGAAGACCUAUAAAUAAAGCAUAGCAGAUGCGAAGUUGUAAGAGAGAGUGAAUUAAAAUAAAUUAAUGAGCUCUUUACUUAGAGUUAGUAUGAUAUUAGAUAGCUUAAACACUGUUUAGCCAAAGUGGAUACGUAAAUGAAUGAGGAUUACAAAAUGAAAUAUUAAUAAGCAAAUGAUUAACUAGAGACAAUCAAAUCUGAAUUUAUUAAACUUCAAUAAGAAUUAUAUUAAUCCUAACAAUAAUCUACUCAAAACACUCAGAGAUAACCAUAACAAAUGAAUCAACUAAUUAUUUCUAAUUCAGAGCUUUAACGAUAAAAUGAAUAAUUGCAAUUAUUAAAUAGAAACCUGCAAUAGUAAAUUGAUACUCUUCAUUUUCGAUAUGCUGAGUCUGGAAACUAAUAUAAUAAAAUUCAAGAAUUAUUAGCUUUAACAGUUCUUAAAAAUGCAGAAAUUGACAGUCUUAGAAUAUUGGUCUCAGAAAAAGAAAAAAUGAUUGAAUAACUUCGCACUUAAUAUUUAUCGUAAUAUAGAUGA
Molecule: messenger RNA, 1743 nt
Organism: Paramecium tetraurelia
Lineage: Eukaryota; Ciliophora; Oligohymenophorea; Peniculida; Parameciidae
Exons: 4
Biological process (GO): iron-sulfur cluster assembly
Cellular component (GO): cytosol
Molecular function (GO): ATP binding; ATP-dependent FeS chaperone activity; 4 iron, 4 sulfur cluster binding
Source: RefSeq, a predicted model, not a curated record